Rhineura floridana is the source of this 3086-nucleotide messenger RNA. RefSeq names its product aldehyde dehydrogenase 6 family member A1 (gene ALDH6A1). Gene Ontology annotation, molecular function: methylmalonate-semialdehyde dehydrogenase (acylating, NAD+) activity; malonate-semialdehyde dehydrogenase (acetylating, [NAD(P)+]) activity. The record is from RefSeq and is a predicted model, not a curated record. Gene Ontology annotation, cellular component: mitochondrion. Gene Ontology annotation, biological process: L-valine catabolic process; thymine catabolic process. The coding region runs from base 70 to 1683 and encodes 537 amino acids. NCBI's taxonomy places the organism in Eukaryota, Metazoa, Chordata, Lepidosauria, Squamata, Rhineuridae. The transcript is spliced from 12 exons.
ACGUAUGUUUUGGACAGGGCUCGAGCUGGAGGUGGGCGGGGCGCCUUUUGGCAGGUGGUAGCUGGCAGAAUGGCGGUCGUGGCUGCAGUUCGGAGGUCUCAGAGAGGGCGGCGUCUCUGGCUUGGGAUCCAUAGGAAGGCAAAUCUCCACUGGCAUUUCUCAUCCUUCUUUUCAUCUUCUUCAGUGCCAACAACCAAGCUGUUCAUUGAUGGCAAAUUUGUUGAGUCCAAAAGUAAUGAAUGGAUUGAUAUCCACAACCCAGCCACCAAUGAAGUGGUUGGUUGUGUCCCCAAAACUACCCAAAGUGAGAUGGAAGCAGCAGUGACUUCAUGCAAGAAAUCUUUACAGAGCUGGUCUGACACAUCCAUUCUGAGUCGACAACAGGUCUUCCUCCGCUACCAACAACUCAUCAAGGACAAUCUGAAAGAAAUUUCCAAACUAAUCACCUUGGAGCAAGGGAAGACCCUGGCUGAUGCUGAGGGAGAUGUGUUCCGAGGCCUCCAGGUUGUUGAACAUGCUUGUAGUGUGACGUCCCUUAUGUUGGGUGAGACCCUUCCCUCCAUCACUAAAGAUAUGGACACUUACACCUAUCGUUUGCCUUUGGGAGUGUGUGCAGGCAUUGCACCUUUCAAUUUCCCAGCCAUGAUUCCUCUUUGGAUGUUCCCUAUGGCCAUGGUGUGUGGGAACACUUUCUUGAUGAAGCCUUCAGAGCGUGUGCCAGGAGCCCUCAUGUUCCUUGCCAAGCUGCUGCAGGAUGCUGGAGCCCCUGAUGGAACAUUGAACAUCAUCCAUGGACAACAUGCAGCUGUGAAUUUUAUUUGUGAUCAUCCUGAUAUCAAAGCCAUCAGCUUUGUGGGAUCUAAUCAAGCUGGAGAAUAUAUCUAUGAAAGGGGUUCCAGGAAUGGCAAGAGAGUGCAAGCCAAUAUGGGAGCUAAGAACCAUGGAGUGGUGAUGCCAGAUGCCAACAAGGAGAACACCCUGAAUCAAUUGGUUGGAGCAGCUUUUGGAGCAGCUGGGCAGCGUUGCAUGGCAUUAUCCACAGCGAUCUUGGUGGGAGAGGCUCGAAAUUGGCUGCCAGAACUGGUGGAGAGAGCCAAGAACUUGCGAGUUAAUGCAGGAGACCAACCUGGAGCAGAUCUGGGGCCACUGAUCAGCCCCCAGGCCAAGGAGCGUGUCUAUCAACUGAUUGACAGUGGCACAGAGGAAGGGGCUAGCAUCCUCCUUGAUGGACGAAAUAUCAGAGUGAAAGGUUUUGAAAAUGGCAAUUUUGUUGGACCGACUAUCCUUGCUAAGGUCAAGCCUCAUAUGACCUGCUAUAAGGAAGAAAUCUUUGGACCAGUUCUAGUGGUUCUGGAAGCAGACAAUCUGGAUGAAGCAAUUGGAAUAGUAAAUAAGAAUCCCUAUGGGAAUGGAACAGCAAUCUUUACCACUAACGGUGCCACUGCUCGGAAGUACUCCCAUUUAGUGGAUGUUGGGCAGAUUGGUGUGAAUGUUCCCAUUCCAGUGCCUUUGCCAAUGUUCUCCUUCACUGGCUCUCGAGGGUCCUUCAGAGGAGACACCAAUUUCUAUGGCAAACAGGGUGUGCAGUUCUACACUCAGCUGAAGACAAUCACAUCUCAGUGGAAAGAAGAAGAUGCUACUGUGAUCAAGCCUGCUGUAGUUAUGCCAACCAUGGGGAACUAAAGCACUGUGUUAAACUUGCUGGAGAUGCUAAUGAAAGUAUUCUUCACCUACUGUGAUGCAGGCUACUCUUGGAUGUUGCCUGUUGCCAUUAUUGCCCUAGAAAUACAGAGAUGGCUUCAUUUCAGGAUCUGCAUUUCAAAUCAAAUUGGCCAGGGUCCUUUAACACAAAAUUUAGAUUUUUCAUCUAUAUGUCUGCUAACCAAGGUAUUUUUUUCUUCUAGAGAAAAUAAUAUAUUGUGAAUAGUUGGACAAAAGGAGUAUCACCUUCUUUUGUCUGACUCGUGCAAUAGGGUUGAAAAUCCAAAUUCUAUUUUUCUUGGAAUGUUAGUUUUUAAGAACCAAUUACUGCAGUUGCUGCUAUUGCUCUGUUCACAGCUGGUGCGUCCUGUUGCUGUAAGGAUAUAACUCUGUCCCCCCACCUCCAACAAAACUUUGGAUACUUCAGAGAAGCAGAUUUAUCAUAGCAGGACUGACUAGUAAAUUUUGCGAGAGGCAAAUCUGACUGGCCCUUAAUUUUAAUGAGUAGUUCCCAAAAAUCUCACACAUAGGGAUAAAAAGCAUGGUCUUGUAAAGAGACAGUGAACCCUUACCAUGGGGAACUUUAGUUCCCAUCAUGCAUGUAAGCAACUUGCAAGCAAUUUUAAAAUGGACAAAUUUUCUACCUUAACACUGCAAUGUGCCUACAUACCAUUUAUGCACUAAAUAUUUUUGGGAUCAGAUUGUGUGUGAUUUUUGUAUCUGGGAGUGCUAGACUAUUACAGCAUCAAAAAGGAAAUGAACAUUGCAAAGAGGCAAUAGGUUCUAUCAAUAUGGUUUGCACCAGAGUAAAUAGAGAACUGUAGGAAUCUAGCACUACUGACAGGCAUGUUUACCAUCCUACAUACAGGGGAUACAGACAACUGAAGAUGACAUCUUGGAUUACAGAGUACAGUGUGGUGUGCACAGGUUAGCUAUGAGGGAGGCAGACAUGGGAUGAGGAUGGAUAAAGGAUAUAAUGAUGCUACUUUGUUUUGCUUCAUAGAGAUUUUAGUGGAGUUAAAAAAAAUCUUGUGAAUGGUGUUUCAUUCUUAGGAAAUCAUGCUGUGAUUCUUUUUGGCACCUAACGAAACAAAUUGGACUCAUUUUAUAUGCUGUCUUUUGUAACUAGCAAGUGCUUAAACUAAACAUAAUAGAUAGUUCAAUUGGUUAUUCAUCUGUAUGUUAUGUCUUAGAUUGUUAAUCAUGAAUAAAUAGCUAUUACAUUCAGAAUUCUGGUUUUCUUCAGGAUAACAAUUCAACAGCGUCAAUCCACCUGAACCCAUUGACUUUGGCAUGCUAAACUGUCUUGUAGUGAGGUCAAAAUAUUUUCCCCACUCUAAUUCUUUCACAAAGUUUGGUGUUAUUAAAAUGGGCUUUGAACAACA